This is a messenger RNA of Acanthopagrus latus (yellowfin seabream), 1420 nucleotides long. RefSeq names its product serine and arginine rich splicing factor 1a (gene srsf1a). The transcript has 4 exons. The coding region runs from base 209 to 946 and encodes 245 amino acids. Lineage: Eukaryota; Metazoa; Chordata; Actinopteri; Spariformes; Sparidae. Gene Ontology annotation, molecular function: mRNA binding. The record is from RefSeq and is a predicted model, not a curated record. Gene Ontology annotation, cellular component: nucleus; cytoplasm; ribonucleoprotein complex.
ACAGUACCGUGGAUCCAGUAAAUACUCUGCACACUGCAGCGCGAAACGGCGCCAAUUUCAGCGCUUUGUCCUCUCCGAUCGGACGACCUGCAGACGCCUGGAGUGUAAUCUCUGUGUCGCUCCGCCAUCUUGUUGAGGACCGCAAAGAAGAAGAAGAAGAAGAAACCGUUACCCUUAUUCUCACGAAGCCAGCUAACCGUUAGCGGACAUGUCGGGUGUUGUGCGAGGCCCUGCUGGAAACAACGACUGUCGAAUCUACGUGGGCAACCUUCCUCCCGACAUUCGCACGAAAGAUGUGGAGGACGUGUUUUACAAAUACGGGACAAUUCGAGAUAUCGACCUGAAGAACAGGAGAGGGGGGCCGCCCUUCGCCUUCAUUGAAUUCGAAGACCCCAGGGACGCCGAUGAUGCGGUUUAUGGACGCGAUGGUUAUGACUACGACGGGUACAGACUGCGUGUGGAGUUUCCCCGGAGCGGCCGGGGCUCAAGAGGCGGGUUCGGAGGGAUCGGCGGAGCUCCUAGAGGGAGAUACGGCCCUCCAUCCAGACGCUCGGAGUACAGGGUCAUUGUGUCGGGACUCCCUCAGAGUGGCAGCUGGCAGGACCUGAAGGAUCACAUGCGUGAAGCAGGCGACGUGUGCUACGCCGACGUUUUCAGAGAUGGAACUGGAGUUGUAGAGUUUGUGCGCAAAGAAGACAUGACCUAUGCCGUUCGAAAGCUGGACAACACCAAAUUCCGCUCACAUGAGGGAGAGACUGCUUACAUUCGUGUGAAAUUAGACGGUCCCCGCAGCCCAAGUUACGGAAGAUCACGCUCCCGAAGCCGUGGCAGCCGGAGCAGGAGCCGCAGUCGCAGCGCCAGCCGCAGCCGGAGCAAUUCCCGUGGCCGUGGCAGAGGAUCACCACGCUACUCGCCUCGUCACAGCCGCUCUCGCUCCCGUUCCUAAACCUUUCUACCACCGAUGUUUUGCCCUUUUGAUGUACACCCUCCUGUUUUUACCUCUUAUCAGUUUCUCCGGAUGUCAGCAAUUGAUUUUUAAUUUUUGCAUUUCAUGUCCCGAUGUCCUUGUGGAUGAUCUUGGUAUGUAGAUGUACUCCCCCUUUCACCCUCUCCAGCUGCUUUGUCCUUUUGUUUUCUCCCUCUCUCUCCCCCCCUUCUUCCUGUCCUCAACUUUUGCAAUAGAAAUUGUGCUGUGUUGAACUUCAAAAACCUUGAGCCGUUAUCACAUGCACUCAACGUUUUUGCAAGUAUUGAAAUAAGUUUUGUCUUUGUUUAAUUUUUUAAAAAAAUAGCUUCUCAUUGGAAAUGUGGGGGUGGGCUGUUUUUUGAAUUGGGGAGCCCGAUGCUUAACUGUAUUUUACCCUUGUGUCUUCCUUUAGACAUCUGAAGAGAAGGAUUAAAGUGAUUUGGAAUAAAACCA